This is a messenger RNA of Pogoniulus pusillus (Red-fronted tinkerbird), 2255 nucleotides long. RefSeq names its product tetraspanin 7 (gene TSPAN7). The record is from RefSeq and is a predicted model, not a curated record. Gene Ontology annotation, cellular component: plasma membrane. NCBI's taxonomy places the organism in Eukaryota, Metazoa, Chordata, Aves, Piciformes, Lybiidae. Bases 205 to 954 code for a protein of 249 amino acids. The transcript is spliced from 8 exons.
UUGUGGGGCUGAAGGAAGCCAGGGGCGGCGGCGAGCGGCGCGAUGCGGUGCGGCGGGACCUAGGCGAGCGGCGCGGCGAGACGAGACCAGCGCUGAGCUCACCUCCUCCCGCCACCCCCACCCCCUCCACCGGCCCGCCUCCCCUCCCUCCCCCCUCCCUCCCUCCUCCUCCCGCGCCCAGCCUGCAGCCGGGAUCUCAGUAUUAUGGCAUCGAGGAGAAUGGAGACCAAACCCGUGAUAACGUGUCUGAAAACCCUGCUCAUCAUCUACUCCUUCGUCUUCUGGAUCACAGGCGUUAUCCUCCUUGCAGUCGGCGUCUGGGGCAAGCUUACCCUUGGCACAUACAUCUCUCUCAUCGCUGAGAACUCCACCAAUGCCCCCUAUGUGCUCAUCGGGACGGGUACCACAAUCAUCGUCUUUGGGCUUUUCGGCUGCUUCGCCACUUGUCGCGGCAGCCCAUGGAUGCUGAAACUGUAUGCCAUGUUCUUGUCCCUGGUGUUCCUGGCUGAGCUAGUGGCUGGCAUUUCAGGGUUUGUGUUUCGCCACGAGAUCAAGGACACUUUCCUUAGGACGUACACUGAAGCAAUCCAGAAUUACAACAAGAACGAUGAGCGGAGCCAUGCAGUGGAUAACGUACAGGAAAGUCUGAGCUGCUGCGGCAUUCAGAGCUACACCAACUGGAGCACCAGCCCUUACUUCUUCAAGCAUGGCAUCCCUACAAGCUGUUGCAUGAACUCCAGUGAUUGUAAUACUCAGGAUCUGCGCAACAUGACCGUGGCUGCCACUAAAGUAAACCAGAAGGGCUGUUACGACUUGGUGACCAGUUUUAUGGAGACAAAUAUGGGAAUCAUAGCUGGAGUGGCUUUUGGGAUUGCGUUCUCACAGUUGAUCGGGAUGCUGCUGGCAUGCUGCCUCUCCCGGUUUAUCACUGCUAACCAGUACGAGAUGGUGUAACAAGUCUUUCAGAAGCGCCAAGCCCAGAGCCUGUCCGAAGAUGAGGAGCUGCAGACCCGGAGGAAGACUGACAUGAAUGUUAUAGCACACACUGUCUCUCGCACGCACGCACACCCACACCCCACGAGCGAGCACGUGCGCGCGCGCACCCACACCCCCACGCCCCCCCACCGCCUCCUCAACUCUCUUCCCCAUGCGUAGUGUACCAUCCUGUGAAGGUGCCACUGAGAGCAGCCGAGCGUCCCACACCCCCCCUCAACUCCUCCUCAGCCUCCAGACCCCCCCUCCAUCCCCAGGGCUCGGAGUAGGACGGCACCGUCUCUAUGUUCUUGGUCACACAGUAGUCGCAUCGUAAGUUAACAAAGGUAAUUCAUUAACGGCGUCGAUCAGGCUGUGCAUGUAGUGACUGGAGGGCAUGAUUUAGCCUCUCACCAUGGUUAAUAAGUGUUGCACACGUUCAUAGAAAACGGUAUAUGAAAUAUAUAUAUAUAUAUUCUUUUGGGGGGAGGUUAUCUCAAUUUCUUGGUUUGUUUAUUGCUUUACUACUAAGUUUUUCAUCCUUUCCCCCCUACCCCCAUUCCCUACGCCUGCCCCUCCGUCCCUCCCUCCCACCUCAGCUUUUGUCCCCAGAAACAAAGGAAUCAGUAACAUAACAUAAAGAUACUUGAAAAAUGAUGUUGAAAUGUUGUGCUUGAAGGGAACUGUUAUUCCUGAUGUUCUUCUACAUCCUUGAUUCUUUCUCAGUGUUGUAUGCCCAGUGCGUAUCCCAGUAGGCUUUGUCUAGUGCAUUUCGCCUCUGAACCUGAUCCUGUGUAACGCUGUUAACUAAGCUGUGUUGUUGCUUACUGUGAAGGCAGGAAUUUUGCUUCCUUUAUUUUUAUUAGCUAGUUAGGAACUAAUUGAACUGUGCUGUACUGCGGCCUUCAUACCUUUAUACCUUUUUUUUUUCUCUCCCCUCUUCUUUCUUUUUCUUUAAUUUCUUUUCUCUUUUUGCAUUGAGGUUUGCAGCCACCAAAUCCAUUCUUGAAUCAAAUUGAAAUUAAAGAACAGCAAAAACACACACACCCCCCAAGGGAAAAAAAAAAAUCACCAUUAAAAAAAAAACAAACAACCCCACCCAGGCAUAUGAAAUAUUUUUUUUUGGGGGGGGGGAAAGCAAAGUUUAAAAUCUUUUUAGAAUGAAAAAAAAAAAAGAGGAAAUAGGGACUUUUUUAAUAAUGCCUCUGUCUAGCAUGCCAAUGAGAAUGCAUUGAUAUUGUAUUUGUGAUAUACGUAUUAAUAAAUGGAACCAUUACAGAUUU